Musa acuminata AAA Group (dessert banana) is the source of this 645-nucleotide messenger RNA. RefSeq lists its product as uncharacterized. The record is from RefSeq and is a predicted model, not a curated record. The coding region runs from base 1 to 645 and encodes 214 amino acids. The transcript has a single exon. Lineage: Eukaryota; Viridiplantae; Streptophyta; Magnoliopsida; Zingiberales; Musaceae.
AUGAAGGUCUCCGGCGAGAACAACGGCCACCUUCCCUCUCCCACCGACGCCCGCCAUAAACUGGAACGCCGACGGCGGCGACGCAAGCUCUGCUGCCUUAUCUGCCUCCUUAUCCUCGCCCUCCUCAUCAUCGCCGCCGUCGUCCUCGCCCUCACCGUCUUCAAGGUCCGCGACCCGACGAUGGAGCUCGUCUCCACCACCGUCUCGGGGGUCUCCCCCAACAUCAGCCUGUCCUCCCUUCGCGUGGAGCUCAACAUCACCCUCGACCUGGCGGUGCGCGUCCGCAACCGCAACUACGCGUCCUUCGCCCACGCAUCCGGCGGCCACACUCGCCUCCUCUACCGCGAGGCCGAGGUCGGGAAGGCCAGGGUGGAGCCCGGGCGGAUCCCGGCGCGGGGAACCGAGCUCCUCCGCCUUGCUCUGGAGGUGGAGGUGGACCAGCUCGCGACGGAUCUAGGCAGCCUACUGGCGGACGCCGCCUCGGGGGCGGUGGCGUUCGAUGCGGAGACAAGGAUGCCGGGUCGGGUCACCUUGCUGGGCUUCAUAAAGCACCACGCGGUGGCCACGUCCGACUGCCACGUGGUCAUCGGCGUCCCCGACCUCAGCGUGCAGAGCCAGGAGUGCGCCAUGAAGACGAAGCUUUAA